Messenger RNA from Phoenix dactylifera (date palm), 903 nucleotides. RefSeq names its product acyl carrier protein 1, chloroplastic-like. The record is from RefSeq and is a predicted model, not a curated record. Gene Ontology annotation, biological process: fatty acid biosynthetic process. Lineage: Eukaryota; Viridiplantae; Streptophyta; Magnoliopsida; Arecales; Arecaceae. Gene Ontology annotation, molecular function: acyl carrier activity.
CUAGCCUCGUUCUCUUUAUAUAUGGGGGACAACGAGAAGCGCCUCCAUGUAACUCUUCGUGCUCGUCUCUCUCCCAGAUCCAAUCCUCCUCCCUCGCUCUCACUUUCCCUUUAGAGCUCUCUCUCUCUCUCUCUCUCUCUCUCUGUCGCCUUCUCUCUCUCUUUUUUUCAAUCGAUCCAUGGCUUCGAUCUCGGGAACGGCGAUCGCCACCUCUGCUCGGCCUCUAUUUGCCGCGCGGGCUCAGGUUGCGAAAGGGUUUUCUGGACUGAAAUCUGUUUCCUUUUCCAUUCAAAGAAAGAGCUUUCCAUCAGUUCGGUUGCAAGCAGCCCCACGACGCCUUCAAGUUUCCUGUGCUGCAAAACCAGAGACAGUUCUGAAGGUGUGUGAAAUAGUGAAGAAGCAGCUGGCGCUGUCUGAUGAUACUCCUGUGACUGGUGAAUCAAAGUUUUCAGCGCUCGGGGCCGAUUCUCUUGACACGGUUGAGAUUGUCAUGGGCCUUGAGGAGGCAUUUGGGAUCACUGUUGAGGAAGAAAGUGCACAGAGCAUCACAACAGUGCAGGAUGCUGCUGAUCUGAUUGAGAAGCUUGUGGAGGGAAAAUCUAGUUAGAUAUAUAACAUUUUUCGGGGACAAAAGUUUUUCGAUUCGAGCACAUUUCCGUCAUCCUAGUUUUGCACUCUGUUGGCUCUCUGCCAGUUAGAAGGUUUCAUGCUUGGGGUUCUUAUUUAAUUUGGUUUUGUUCUAUGCAACUGCUAGGGGACCAUAUCAGAUAUUCUCUGUUGGGCCUUUAUUUUAAUCUUCUCUGCAUCCAUGUAGCCAAUCUCAAAGUACCAAUCACAUUUUAUCUAUUAUGAACUCCAAGAAUGCGAAAUGAGGGGGAAGUAUUUCCAAUUUGGUACCAUUAA